AUGGCGUCCGCGGCCGCGCAACUUUCGCUUCCGCGCAUCUUCCGUUCAUCUCCAGACGUCCACUGUCAGUCGUCGAGCCGCCAUCGCUCCGCCGUGCUUCCGCGUUUCACGGGCUUAAAAAUCUCGUCACCAGCUGAGCGAAUAGGCGGUGAAAAUGCGUUCCGCGGUACCAGUGCCGUGCCUGGCCGAAAAGGGGGAAAGGGGGAACCUCUCCGCCUUCCGAGUGCGCUGGCGCGCGCGGACGUUGUGGUGGCUGCGGCGGAAGGCGGAACCCGCGCGCCGCCGCGGGAUCGGAAGCAGAAGCUCGCUCCGCCGAGCGGGCGCGCGGGGGGCGCGGGGAGAUCGGGAGGCGGAAAGAUUCCGUACGAGCUCGAGGCGGUGAUCAGCAAUCUCGUGUCGCUGGCGCCACGUGGCAGCAUCUCGCGAUGCAUGGAGACGUUCAAGGGGAAGCUGACGCUGCCGGACUUUGCGCUGAUCUUCAAGGAGUUCGCGCAAAGGGGAGAUUGGAUCCGCGCCAUGCGCCUGUUCAAGUACAUGCAGCGGCAGCAAUGGUGUGCGCCCAACGAGUACAUCUACACCAUCAUGAUCGGCAUCAUGGGUCGCGAGGGCAUGUUGGACCGUGCACAGGAGCUGUUUGAGGAGAUGCCGGAGCAUGGAGUGGAGUGGAAUGUGUAUUCAUUCACGGCUCUCAUCAAUGCAUAUGGGAGGAAUGGCAUGUAUGAGCGCUCAUUGGAUCUGCUGGCAAGGAUGAAGAGGGAGGGGGUAGCAGCGAACAGCAUCACAUACAACACCGUGCUGCACGCAUGUGCCAAGGGCGCCAUGCCCUGGGAUGCGCUCGUUGAUAUAUUCGCCAAGAUGAGACAGGACGGCGUGCAGCCCGACAUAGUCACGUUCAACACGCUGCUAGCAGCUUGCAAUGCACGCUCGCUUGUGGAGCAAUCAGCUAUGGUCUUCCGCUCUAUGGUUGCCUCCCAGGUGCCGCCCAAUGCCCUCUCGUACGCCUCAUUGGUCGACACGCACCGCCGGGGCGGGCAGCUGGGCGGCGUGCGUCGUCUGUUCCAGGAGAUGUCGGAGGAGGAAGGGGUGGUGGCUGACGUGUCAGCUUACAACAUGCUCAUCGAUGCUUACGCUUGGGGGGGAGAGUACCAAGCAGCUCAAGAGGUAUUCAACGAGAUGCAGCAAGCUGGUUGCAUCCCCAACGUCGCCACCUAUACUGCCCUUCUUAAAGCCCUCGGGUCCAACGGCAGCUACCACCACGUGCGAUCUGUCUUCACCCAGAUGAAGGCCUCUGGGAGGAAACCCGACCUCGCCACGUACCAGACCCUGCUGGACGUUUUUAUUUCUGGAGGGUUCUUCCGAGAAGCUUCGCGGCUGUUCUGGGACAUGGAGGAGGAUGGGGUGGAGGUGGAUGAAGGGGCGUUCACCUCUCUGCUCGUGGCGUGUGGAUUGGGAGGGCUGACAACCGAGGCCACAGAAAUCUACAGGUUCAUGCGAGAGCAAUCACAGGUGCAGCCAUCAUCCUCGCUAAUGGAGGCUCUGAUAAGCGCGUAUGGGCAGGCAGGCAUGUAUGACCAUGCACUGACGGCCUUACACGAGAGCAUGGAGAUGGGACUCUCAGACCAGCCGGGUCCUUUCCUCGCGCUCAUGGAGGCGUAUGCAGCAGGGGGCAUGCACGACGACGCAGCGUUCGUCUUUGCUCUCAUGAUGCAAUCCGAUGGGGGGAGAGCAGCAGCAGGCGCAGCAGCAGGAGCAGCAGGAGGAACAACAGGAGCAGCAGCAGGGGGAUUUUUGUCAGGAGACACAGUUAAUGCAGGAAACACAGCUGUCUCGCUCUCUUCCCCGGCCCUCACCUCCUCUCCCUCCUCCUCCUCCUCCGCCUCCUCCUCUGAUCCGUAUCCCGCUGAUGCGUCUCUGCGGACGUUCAAUGCUCUUAUCGAGGCGUUCACUAAAGGGGGGCUCUACAACGAAGCGAUUAAAGUCAGCGAGGACAUGGAGCAAGCCAACUGCCGGCCCUCUCUGGCAACCCACGCAGCCAUGGUGGCUGCAUACAGCGCUGCAGGCACGUUUGAGGCCGCUUAUGCACAGACGACAGAGAUCAGGGAGGAGGGCAUGGUGCCGCCCGCUGCCAGUUACUGCCAUUUGCUGGCGCUCUGUGCCAGAAGGGGAAGGUGGCAGGACAUGAGGCGGCUGAUCGCGGAGAUGGAGGGGGGCGGAACGGGGGAGGAGCACCGGGUGGUGAGGGGACUGCUGGUGGGGCGGUAUGAGUCGGAGGAGUUCUGGCCGAUUGCAGAGGACUUCUUUGGACGCCUCAAGAGGGAGGGAGUGGCGGUCAACCGAGUCUUCCUCAACGCCCUCAUGGACGCCCUCUGGUGGGCGGGCAGGCGAGCCACAGCCCUCAAGCUGCACGCACCAGCCACCAGCCUCGCCGUCUUCCCGGAAGCUUCCUACCGCUCGCCCACCCUCUGGUCCCUCGACGUGCACCGUUCUGCUCAGAAGUCCAAGUUUGGCUCACAAGUUGGCUUUUGA
Closterium sp. NIES-65 is the source of this 2526-nucleotide messenger RNA. The record is from the annotation of a GenBank genome assembly. NCBI's taxonomy places the organism in Eukaryota, Viridiplantae, Streptophyta, Zygnematophyceae, Desmidiales, Closteriaceae.